Polypterus senegalus (gray bichir) is the source of this 2930-nucleotide messenger RNA. RefSeq names its product complement factor H (gene cfh). The record is from RefSeq and is a predicted model, not a curated record. The coding region runs from base 46 to 2568 and encodes 840 amino acids. The transcript has 18 exons. Lineage: Eukaryota; Metazoa; Chordata; Cladistia; Polypteriformes; Polypteridae.
UCACACAGGGGCUGCUUCUGGAUCAGUUACUAUUACUCAAGAAAAAUGAAAAGUUGGCUUCUAUUCUUUUCAUUAUGGAGUUGCAUGGCUAGUCUUGUUUCAUCUGAUUGUGGAAACCCUCCAAAUGAACCCAAUGCUUAUCCUGAUUCAUCACAAAACACAGAAGGAGCCACUAUCACAUACAGUUGUCAUGCAGGCCAUGUUUCAGGAAGACGCAGUAAAUAUGAAUGUCAAAAUGGUGUUUGGAAAAGGAUAACAACAGGACGCUGUUCACCAAAGCAGUGUGGCCACCCAGGAGAUUCCUUAAAUGCUGAAUUCCAUUUAGAGGAAAGGGAUGACUUUAUUUUUGGGGCUAGAGUGGUAUAUGUUUGCAAAGAAGGAUACCAGAUGGCAAGCCAGCUUAAUUUCCGUCAGUGCCUAGAUGAUGGGUGGAGUAAUGAUGUUCCUCAUUGUGAAGUCGUAGUAUGCCCACAUGAAGCAAUAACAGAAAACGUAAUAAUCACAAGUGGGACAUAUGAAGAUGAUCAUCCAGUCCCUUUUGGAAAUGUGCUGCAGUUUGAUUGCAAAAAUGCAAAUCUCAAGCUUAAUGGCCAAAGAGAAAUAUAUUGUACAGCUCAAGGAACAUGGAGCAACCCAUUUCCUACUUGUACUGAGAUCACCUGUGAUAAACCAGAUAUACCAGAUGGAUAUGUCCAACUCCAACGUGAUAAAGCAAAAUAUAAAUUUCAAGAGUCUUUGUCGUACGCCUGUAACAGGAUGUUCAAACCUGCAACAAAUACUUUCUCAACCUGUACAAAAUGGGGAUGGACUCCAGCACCAGUCUGUGAACCACUUACAUGUGAACGGCCUAACACUCAACAAGUUGGUUACUAUGACAAAUUCAAAUAUAACAUUGGUGAGAAGGUUGUUCUGGAAUGUCAGACUGGUUAUAAAACUCCUACUAAUGAACAACGGGACACGCUUAUUUGUACAGAAGACGGCUGGAAUCCAGAAGCACUUUGUGAACUAAUCAUGUGCUCCACAAGAACAGAGGACAGAAGAAUUAUAUUUAAUCCAGAGAAACGCCGCAUCAGUCAAGGAUGGUCAUGGUCAUAUUCAUAUUCAUUUUCUGAACACGAAGUAAUACAGUACUCAUGCGCUUAUGGAUUGAAGCAAGAGACAGAUACACGGAUAACCUGUGGCAUAAAGGGCUGGGACCCUUCACCCAAAUGCACUGAAAUUAUCUGUAAUAAACCAAAUAUACCCGGAGGAUAUGUCAUAAAUGGAAAAGAACAAUAUACAUUUAAAGAAACCAUGUCAUACGCUUGUCAAGAAAACUUUAAACCUACAACUACUACUACUUUAACCUGUACAGAACGCGGAUGGAAUCAGGGUCCAGCCUGUGAAGUAAUCACAUGCUCAACAUUAGGACAUGAUGAAAACAUUGAAUUUCACCAAUACAGUGGAAGUUCAAGUUCAGUUUCAUAUUCAUGUCGUGAUGGCUACAGACCAGCGACAGAACAACAACUAACCUGUCGUCAAAAGGGCUGGGAACCAUCUCCAAAAUGCAUUGAAAACAAAAAGAGUUGCAUGUUACCUAAUAUUACCAAUGCACAUAUAUAUGAUCCAAAGAGAGAAUACCCUUCAGAUGAAACACUGAUGUAUUCUUGUGAGAGUGGCUAUAAAUCAGCCACUGGCUUUUGGUGGGGUGAGAUGCUGUGUAAAUCUGGAGAAUGGCAGCAGAUUCCAAAAUGCAUUGAUGAAAAAACAGCUUGUCCAGAGCCACCUCAUGUGGAAAAUACAGUAAUUACAACAAAGCCCAAAGUGUUUGUAAAUGAGGAAGAAGUAGAAUAUGUGUGCAUAUUCACUAAUGAAAAGCUGAAAAAUAAAUGUGAGAAUGGAGCAUGGAUACAUGAUCUUCAGUGUGCAAAAAAAUGCCCUGUGCCAGAAAUCUCAAAUGGAUCUGCUAAAAAUCAAUCAAAAAAAUAUGACUAUGGCAAACAACUGGAAUAUGAAUGUAAUGAGGAGUAUACCCAUUCUAUGGUACCUUCAAUAUGUACCAAAAGAGGGUGGGAUCCCAUGCCACAAUGUACAAUUUUAACAUGUGAAGUUCCAAAUAUUGAUAACGGUUAUGUCCCUAAUGCUGCAAGAGUAAAGAAAGAACACAAAAUAAAUGACACACUUCAGUAUAACUGCCAUGGCAAAUGGAAGCGCUCCAGCAUCGAUCCUGUGUGCACUGCCAAAGGUUGGAAUCCAGAGCCAAAGUGUGAUGAUGGGAGAUGUUUAAUGCCUCCUAAAAUUGAAAAUGGAGACAUAUAUGGUGAAGUUGAACCAUGGUAUGACGAUGGUAGUCGUGUUACCUACAAAUGUAAAUUGGACCAUGUGGCUGAAGGAGAUAAAACUGUCACAUGUUUAACAGGAGUCUGGUCCAAACCACCUCAGUGCAUGAAGCCCUGUUUCUGGCAAAUUAAUGGGAAAAAUUAUAAAACCCAGCACCAAAAAAUCAUAAAAAUGUAUUGCCCAUCAUAUACUGAAGUAACAUGUAAAAAUGGAGAAUUACUUAACGCAUGUCCCGGAAUGAUACAGUGAAUUUAAAGGGCAGAGACACUAAGAAAACCCAACGUGCUGGCAGAUUUCAUUGAUUAUUCGAUCAAAUAUUUUAAUUUGCAUUGUUCAAUGUUGUGACCAUUAACUGUUUGAGAAAGCCUAUGGAUUUUAACUAAUUAACUGAUUUUUUUUUUAUCUGAACUGUUUAUAUGUGUGUAUUUUGUAAUGAUACGUAUUUAGUAUUAUCUUUAAAAAUCUUUCACUAAACGUCUCUUUAAAUUUCUCAUUUAAUGGAUUAAAAACCAGAAAAGCCUUUGUGACACGUGAUAAUAAUGACUCUGUAAACCAUUAAACAUGUAAAUUGCCAGGUUUCAUCUAGACGAAUAAAAGGGCAUUUUGAGUAA